Molecule: messenger RNA, 5123 nt
Organism: Paralichthys olivaceus (Japanese flounder)
Lineage: Eukaryota; Metazoa; Chordata; Actinopteri; Pleuronectiformes; Paralichthyidae
Source: RefSeq, a predicted model, not a curated record
AUUCGAGUGGAGCUGCCAUGAUGAGCAGCAGCAGCAACAGACAGGACGGCCCUGCAGGACUGUGGGACUCUGUGAAGAAAGCUGCCGUUGUCAUCGGAUCUGGAAUCUUAUUCUUGGCUGCGUUCGGCAACUCGCUGACAUGGCAUCUUCAGAGAUUCUGGGGAGCUUCGGGCGAUUUCUGGCAGAACAUGUGGACCCGGCUGUACGUGGCAUAUGAGGGUCAUGAUGCUGCUCUGUUCUUCUUUGGGACGAUGUUCAUCCCCACCGUGGCGUUCUGGGUCCCAAAUGCUCUGCUGCUGUUGGCGGACACCACCGGUAAACCUUCCUUCAUCACACGCUACCGCAUCCAGAUGGACAAGAACAACCCGGUGGAUCCAGCAAAGCUCCGUCAUGCACUGAAGACCAUCCUCUUCAACCUGUUCCUCAUCUCGGGGCCCAUGGUUGUGGCAGUUUACAUCCUGAUGAGCUGGAGAGGGAACCCCUGUGGCCCCGAGCUGCCCACCUUCCACUGGGCCCUGACGGAAAUGGCCAUCUUCUCCCUCAUAGAGGAAAUUAUGUUCUACUACUCACACAGGCUCUUCCAUCAUCCUGGCUUCUACAAGCAUUAUCACAAACAGCACCACGAGUGGACCGCUCCCAUCGGCAUCGUCUGCAUUUACGCUCAUCCCCUGGAGCACAUGAUCUCUAACAUGCUGCCGGUGGUGCUCGGACCCUUGAUCCUGGGCUCCCACGUGGCCACCACCACCCUCUGGUACUGCCUGGUCCUGUGGAGCACCACCAUCUCCCACUGUGGAUACCACCUCCCCUUCCUGCCCUCCCCGGAGUUCCACGACUUCCACCACCUCAAGUUCAACCAGAAUUUCGGCGUGCUCGGUGUGCUUGACCGGCUCCAUGGCACUGACAGCAAAUUCCGUCAGACCAAGCAGUACGAACGCCACACCCUGCUCGCCAGCCUCACCCCGCUGAACGAGAGCAUCCCUGACUCCCCCAAGAAGGCUCAGUGAUGACCCGUGACCCCUGACCUCUAAAACCUCAGGCCUAGGCCUCACCAAGUUUGGGAAUGUCACCGUGACACGUGGAGAUAAAAUUUCCAAAUUGAUCCUAAAAUGACGAUUAAGAUUUUGAUCCAGAAAAGCUGUUGAUCAGUGAUCAGACAGUGAAUGUCUGCUCAGACUGUGGUUAUCUGUGGUUUUAUUUUUACAAGAUGAAAUAUUGUUUUCGCACUUAACCAGAUGUGCAGGUUUCAUGCUGAAGUUCAGCCUCCUCUGUGGGUGAGGAAGUUUAUAAGCCUCUCAUGAUUGGUUCACUGUUGGUGAAGUCACAGAGAAGUCAGUAGUUCAGGGUUGUUAUCUGUAACAUCCUAUAAGUGUAAAGGUUUAAAGAAGCUCUUAAUAGAUGAAGUUAUACAUGAUAAAAAUAGAUUGUUAGAUUUUUUACUUUCAUGUGUAAUUUUGUUUUUCUUCUGGAUAUUUUAGUCCUUAGAUAUUUGUAUUUUCAUGAUUAUUUUAAGAUUUCAUAAAAAAAUUUAGACAAAUCUUUUUAAAACAAUAACAUAGAAUUGUUUUUGUAUAGCACCAAAUCAUAACAUACAGUAUCUCAAGGCACUUUAAAUGUUUAGGACUCAAAAAUGUGAAAGUUUGUUUUUAAGUUACAGUUCCUAAUUUAGGUUGAAAGAAUAAUUUGGGGAUGUGAGUGAAAACAAAUAAGUCACUCUAGUUUAAUUUUUACCUUGUACUGAAACACACACAGUUUUUAGUCUGUCCUGCCCUCCAUGUUUAAACUAAACUGUGAGGUAUUUAAAAUAUAGUCAGAAGAAAUGCUUUCUAUCGAUUCACAGCUUCUAGCAUUCAUGAUUAACAAAACAGCGCUUCAGAUAACACAUUUGAAUUCAUAAAUAAUUUCGUCAGGAACAGAUUCUGGUUGUAACGUGAAGUAAAACUCUGUUGUAGUUAUAAAACAGAUCAUAAAUCUCUUUUACUAUUUUAAGUCUGGUUUACAAACAUCUCACCAGUUCAAACUCAUGUUCACUUGCUGCUCAGAGAGGGUUUGGGUUUAUGCACUUUUCUUUUCCAUGGGGCUUAAACAUACCCCUGAGGGUUAAAUGUGUCUUAAUGUAUUACAGAGGACCUCAUUAAUAUUUGUAUCACAAGAACUGAUUGUUGGGAAAAAAAUGUUUAAUUAAUAAAAUAAUGAAGAUCUUCCUUACAGUGGUUGAUUUGUUUUGAAGAUGUUUUACUGGACUAUUUGAUAGUGUUAAAACUUUUGAUAAAGAUGAAGAAAACACUAACCUUCACCCUAAGAAAAAAGGAUUAACCCUAACCCUAGUUACAACCCCCUAACCCUGAUUACAACCCCAGACCUAGUAACAACUCUAACCCUAAACCUAAUUACAACCCUAACUCUAAUUACAAACCUAACCUUAGUUACAACCCUAACCCUAGUAACCUAGUAACAACCCUAACCUACCCCCAACCCUAACCCUAAUUACAAACCUAACCUUAGUUACAACCCUUACCCUAAUAGUAAUAUCAAUAAUCACAACCCUAACCCUAACCCUUAUUUCAGCCCUAACCCUAACCCUGGCUGCAACCCUAACCCUAACCCUAUUCACCCUAAGGUGAAUAACUCUGCGCUGCUUGCUAGAAACGUGCUGAAAUUUGGUGUGGGUGCGUGGCUGUCUCCCCUUUAGUAUGUGUGAAAUGCCCACGUCUCUACGACUUUCAGAAAAAAAGUUAUUCCAAAAUAUUGUGUACUUUUUGAUUGAGAUUUGGUGCUUUGACCCUUUCCAGAGGUCAUAGAACCUCGGGGAUGGUACCAAUGGAUCGGGCAUCCCCACAUUAGUUCAGAUGGAACCCACUUCCAAGUCUCUAUGACCUUCAGAACAAAGGUUAUUCAAGAAUAUCUUGAUCUCCGAUGGGUUUUCCUCCCCAACCCUAACCCUGGCUGCAACCCUAACCCUAACCCUCAUUUCAGCCCUAACCCUAUUCACCCUAAGGUGAAUUACUCUGCGCUGCUUACUCAAAAUGUGCUGAAAUUUGGAAAAAAAGUUAUUCCAAAAUAUUGUGUACUUUUUGGCUGAGAUUUGGUGGUUUGACCCCUUCCAGAGAUCGUAAAAGCUUGGGGAUGGUACCAAUGGAAGUUAUUCAAGAAUAUCUUGAUCUCCAAUGGUUUUUCAUCCUUAACCCUGGUCACAACCCUAACCCUAGUCACAACCCUAACCCUAACACUAGUCACAACUCUAACCCUUAUCCUAACAACCUUAAAUCUAAUUACAACCCUGACACUAACAACCCUAAACCUAGUUACAACCCUAAUCGUAGUAACCCUAACCUUAAUUACAGCCCUAACAGUAAAUACAAGCUUAUCCCUAGAUACAAACUUAAACCUAAUUAUUACCUCAGCCCUAAAGCAAAUCCUAACCCACAAACUACCCUAAAGAGGAGAGUACCUGUGAAUAUGUCCUUACAUUCCCUCAUUCCAGUCUUCACAAGAUUUAAGUACAAGUUUACACACAUGUAUACACACAAAGAAAUAAACAGUCAACAGUCAUGUUUGAGGUUUUUUUGUCCGUUUUGUGGUUUUUUUUCUUUAUUAAAGGAAAGCAUAAUUACUACAAAUUACAAAUAACACUAAUAGCGAAUCACAUCAGCCUACAAAGCAGAUAUUAUGAAUAUUAAAUGAUAUUAUACAAGAUCUCAUUCAAGUAUUUUACAUUUUUCCAUUUUAUAUAUUUUUUUGUUUUUUUCCUCGUUUUCAUCUUUUUUUCCUCAUGACAAGCCUAGGAUAUUGUAAUGUAAUGAACUAUUUUAAUGGUUCAUAUACAGUUAUUUCUUAUUCAUAUGGCUUUAUGGAAUUUCGUCCUGUUUUCAGUCUCCGGUCAUCAUAACAAGCCAUAUUCCUCUCAGCAACGUCACAAACCCCACUCAGGUUCUUUCUCUUUUUUCUUGUUUUCUGCGGCUCUCUCUCUCUUCCCUGUGUCCAUCAUUCAUCCCUCCUGUGUCCGGCCAACUGGCUACGUCAAUGAGAAACUGCUGAAUGGAGGCUGCAGUGCCCCCUACAGUUUAGUUUGGACAUCUAACAGCAGUUCUAAGCUGACAGUUCCAAAAACACUUGAAACGCCCAAAUGUCUGAUGGCAGGUGAUGAUCACAUUAGAGGGAGGGAUCACUUGACUUUCCCAGGAGGAAGGCACCCCCUUCUGGCAGAACGUCAUGUCUGCACCCACCCACCAGCUCCCGGCUUUCGCUGGUUUUGGGAAAUUCACAGAGUUUUGCUUUCCUCAACAGUUUGUAGCUUUUUCUGUCUUCAAACCUCCAGUAAACAACUUGAUGCAUCAACUGCAAGUUUCUGAAACUGAUCCAAAUCUCCCUGAAGUUAAACCAACAUGACAUUGAAAGUAAAAGAAAAUAGUAAAUAUAGCUUUGCUUUGCAUUUUCAUGUUUCCAACAAUUUGGGGUUUAGAGGAAGAAAGUGAAGAAACACUGACAAGACGAUGUGAUAUCCACCUCCAAUCUGCUGGAACAUCAACCAACAGGAUAAAUGAUGAUAGGACCUUGACUUAAAAAAUAACAAUAACAGGCACAAUGUGUCCAACGAAGAUUCAACUAAAUUGACAGGCUUUGUCUAGUUUAAUUCCUCAAAAGCAUUUGAAGAUAAUGUGACUGUACUCUGCAGCAAACAUAUGUUAUGUCAAUGAAAAAUCGGUCAAUUCAUCUGCAUCACGAUAAACACUUGUAUUAAGACUCAAUAUUCUCCUCCAAAUUAUUUUUUAACCAUUUUAAACUUUGCUGACACUGUCAAAAACCUGGAGGCUGAAGAUUUGAUAAUUCUUUGGGUCACGUUAACAGUUGGUUGAAAUGUCGCUGUUAUUUUGGCUAAAACAGCAAAUGAUCUGAUUUAACAUGAUAAAACUUUGAACAGGUUUUGUUUUUAACAGACACACGUCGACAACCUGAUGUCAACUUUCCCUUUUGUGAUGUGAACCAUGUUCCUCAUUCUGAAAUCCACAGAUGUUUUUUUUUUUAAUUAGCCACAAAACUCACCUUUAUCAUAGCAACGCUAGAAACACUGCAAAUUGAAAUUAAAAAGCAUUAAAAGAUAUUAUGAGAACAUAAAAAAAAAAAAA